AUGACGACGGGCACCGCAGUCGACGCGGACGCGCGUGUGUCUCGAGCUGUACAGUCGCGGGCUGCAGAUGCGCCCGCGAUGACGCGACAGGACGUUGUCGCUGGUCUGAGUGUGCUCACUGCUGCAUUGGCCGAGCACGUGACGGGAGAGGAGCGUGGCACGCGGAAAGACAUUGACAAGGCAGUGACACGGGUGCUCGAUUGGCUGCACCUCGAGAUUGCAACGCCAGCACUGCAUACUGUACCGAUGUCCCAAGAAGAUGAGAACGACGGGACAUUGACGCGCAUGUCCGUGCAAAAACAGCUGUCGCAGGUGCUUUGGCGCUGGCACGAGGAGCAGCCGAAGUCAAUGCAUCGCGCGCGUUGGAUGCUGUGGUUGGAGUUGGGCUGUACUCUAGAGGUGCUACGAUGCUGUGAAGUGGUGGAGAUGAGGGAUGAGAGCUGUGCGCUGCUAAUGACAACGCCGCAUCCUCCGCGCGACUUUCCAACGUCGGCGACACUGUGUGACAAGGAACAGCAAGUGGUCUUUUGUCGGGAGCUGUGGGACGCAGUGCUAGUCAGGCCACUGAACGAAGCUCCGUUCGAAGCACAGUGUGUGGCUGCGCCAAUAUUGGUUGAUGUUUUUGCGCAUUGGUGGACGGCUGCUAUUCAGAGAUACGAACUUGUGUUUGUCGCAAACGUCGCUAUACCGCUUCGAGAGCACAUCCAUGAUACGUUGACAAGCAAUCUAUUGCUGAAAGAUGCGUGGCUUAGUUGUGCGAGGCGUAAGGGAAGUGCAGCUGGUACAACGACCGACGCAGGAUGUUUAGCUGUUGCUGUCAUGGUUCUAAGCGCGUUGACAGUAGCUCACCAAGCACCGGAGAUCGUGCAAUACCUGAGCUCAUUGGGAGCUGACACUGUGGUUGAGCUAUCGCGUCAACCGUUUCCUCAUCCGCGCAGACCUGUUGCUGUUGUCGCGAUGGCGCUGGGUCUCACAAUCCUCGAUGAUGCAAGGCGUUCCAGUGAUGUGUGUGGACAAUCGCAGUCAGGCGAUGCAGUGAUUCUGAGCCAAUUCGCGCUACUGCGGCUUGUCAAUCUGCCUCUAAUGGCGCCUCCGUUGAAACCAUACAGUGAUGCAACGAUAUCUGAAUAUCAAACGAAAGUGCAUGAGUGGGUAAAGGCUUUAGUAUUCGAGCCAUCGUACGCUGUCCUCCACAAAUGCUUGCUGCAGAUGGCAGAACUGUGUAUCGAGGAGGUCGUCAGCUUUUUCCAGACUUCGCGCAAAACGCAUCUUGAUCUUGUAGCAGCCAUGCGGUCAGUUCUCCCGACGAGUUCGUUCCGCACAAACGUGUUGCAAGAACAUCUGACGUCUCGCGCUCCUGCCGUGCACGAUAAGUGUUUGCUCAUGCCGAUAGAAGAAAUCGUGAGGUUUACCCGACAGUUCUAUGCAGGUGUUGCGCCGAUUUUGGAAGUGUUGGCAGUGGAUUAUACCGUGCAGUCGUUCGUCGCCCUCUCUCGGAUUGAGUUUGCUCGUGAGAUGUGUGCAUUUUCAUGCGCCAACGCAUCGAUGCAAGUAGUGACAAAGCAGUUGGAGCAAGCAUUGGAGAAGACUGCAUCGCCACCAGAACAGAUAUUUGCGCCAGUCUUGCGCUCCAUAGCAAUGCAUGCGGCGACUACGAACGCCAACAUUUUACCUGAAACUGACGUCGUGAGUGCAUGCCAGGCACUAGCUGUGGGGCGUGUCGUGCAACGCGGGCUGCGUAUCUUGCUUUUCCAGUGUGCGUCACUGAUCGACGAUGUGCUUUCUGUAGUCUUCUCAGUACUGUACAACGUUUUUGAACCGGCGGAUACGUUUGGCCACGGUUUCAUCGGCAUGUGCUUGUCACAUCUAGCGCAGUUUAUUCCGCGUGCCAUGGUAUUGCCGCAUUACCUGCAAGUCACACUUGCUUCAUACCCAGCCAACGCUUCCUCUCAAGCGCUGACCAAGGCAUGUGGAGUGGUAUUCGGGUCACUGUUUUAUUCCGACACUCUUGCGGUGCCAGCCACGUCUGAUGCGAAUCGAGCUGCAGAAUCGACUCGUCAUAUGGUGGUCUGGGCGAUUCGGAAAUGUUGUGAGCGCAGCACUGAGCUACUGGCUGAAGAAGAAGCGAUGGCUGUCACGGAGGAUUCUGCCAAGAAGGCGGUUGCUUCGAGCGAGACGGGUGGAAUGUACCUUGCUGGCUUGGUGUUUGAUCUCAUGAAGAUAGCACCGGUCGACAGGUUGGUCGACAUCUCAAUGGAAGCUGAGCGACUCCUUGCUCACUGGAAGACCAGUCCACGCGUACUGCGCAAGUUGAAGAGUGCACUGUUUGCGCGAGUCUCAGUAAACUGUGAAGCCAAAACGCGUGCGUGGGUCGCAGCUUGGUAUAUCGAAGUCGACAGGUUGUACCCAGUCGAGACAGCGCUUGCGACGCGCAUGACGUUGUCUCGGCUGUGA
Messenger RNA from Hyaloperonospora brassicae, 2454 nucleotides. Lineage: Eukaryota; Oomycota; Peronosporomycetes; Peronosporales; Peronosporaceae. The record is from the annotation of a GenBank genome assembly.